Messenger RNA from Sapajus apella (tufted capuchin), 3376 nucleotides. RefSeq names its product V-set and immunoglobulin domain containing 8 (gene VSIG8). Lineage: Eukaryota; Metazoa; Chordata; Mammalia; Primates; Cebidae. The transcript has 7 exons. Bases 147 to 1388 code for a protein of 413 amino acids. Gene Ontology annotation, cellular component: intracellular anatomical structure. The record is from RefSeq and is a predicted model, not a curated record.
CAGCCGGGCACUCAUUGCACCUUCCUGCCACCCUGGGCAGUGUCUGGGCCCUCAGCUCCCCCCUCCCUCCACCCACCCCCUCACACCCACCACCACCAGCCCACGGGAUACCCAGCCCAGGCGGAGGAAACACCGAGCCUAGAGACAUGGGAGCUGGAGGAGCAUUCCACCUGCUGCUCGUGUGCCUGAGCCCAGCACUGCUGUCUGCUGUGCGGAUCAAUGGGGAUGGACAGGAGGUCCUGUACCUGGCGGAAGGUGAUAAUGUGAGGCUGGGCUGCCCCUAUGUCCUGGACCCUGAGGACUAUGGUCCCAAUGGGCUGGAUAUCGAGUGGAUGCAGGUCAACUCAGACCCCGCCCACCACCGGGAGAACGUGUUCCUUAGUUACCAGGACAAGAGGAUCAACCAUGGCAACCUUCCCCAUCUGCAGCAGAGGGUCCGCUUUGCAGCCUCGGACCCGAGCCAGUACGAUGCCUCCAUCAACCUCAUGAACCUGCAGGUAUCUGAUACGGCCACCUAUGAAUGCCGGGUGAAGAAGACCACCAUGGCCACCCGGAAGGUCAUUGUCACUGUCCAAGCAAGACCCGCAGUGCCCGUGUGCUGGACUGAAGGCCAGAUGACAUAUGGCAACGACGUGGUGCUGAAGUGCUAUGCCAAUGCGGGCUCCCAGCCCCUCUCCUACAAGUGGGCCAAGAUCAGUGGGCACCAUUACCCCUAUCGAGCUGGGUCUUACAUCUCCCAGCACAGCUACCACUCCGAGGUGUCCUACCAGGAGUCCUUCUUCAGCUCCAUGAACCAAGGCCUGAACAAUGGGGACCUGGUGUUGAAGGAUAUCUCCAAAGCGGAUGAUGGGCUGUAUCAGUGCACAGUGGCCAACAACGUGGGCUACAGUGUUUGCGUGGUGGAGGUGAAGGUCUCAGACAACCGGCGUGUAGGCUUGAUCAUCGGCGCGGUGCUGGGCUCUCUGCUGGCGCUGGGCUGCCUGGCCGUAGGCAUCUGGGGGCUCGUCUGCUGCUGCUGCGGGGGCUCCGGGGGCGGCGCCCGCGGUGCCUUCGGCUACAGCAACGGCGGCGGGGUCGGCGGAGGGGCCUGCGGCGACUUGGCUAGUGAGAUCAGAGAGGACGCCGUGGCGCCCGGGUGCAAGGCCAGCGGGUGCGGCAGCCGCGUCACCCACCUUCUGGGGUACCCGACGCAGAACGUCAGCCGCUCCUUGCGCCGCAAGUACGCGCCUCCGCCCUGCGGUGGCCCCGAGGACGUGGCCCUGGCGCCCUGCACCACCGCCGCCGCCUGCGAAGCGGGCCCCUCCCCGGUCUACGUCAAGGUCAAGAGCGCGGAGCCGGCCGACUCUGCCGAGGGGCUGGCGCAAUGCAACAACGGUCUCCUGGUGUGAGCGCGCCGCCGGGCUGCGCCCCGGCCGGGAGGAGGGCGCGGGGCCCUCUGCCCGCAGCAGGGGACACGUCGGGGCUGGUGCCGACCUCGCUCGCCCCAGGCCGCCAGGCGGCUGGGGGUGAAGGCAUUUCCCUAAGGAAAUGCGUCGGGAGGCAGAGCCUCCUCCCCACAAGUGGGAGGGGGCGGGCGAGGGCGCAGGAAGGCGAUCUCGAACCUUCUCCGCCUCCCCGGUGCCGAAGGCUCUGGGGAGAGGGAGGGAGGAGGAGGAGGCCGAGUCAGUGUCCUAGAGAGGCUGAGGCCGGAGGCCCGGUGUCCCCAGCCUAAGCAGAGGGCCCCGGGGGCCGGGUGGGUGGGGGUCCGUCUGGACGAAUUGUUCUGUGUGUGAGGUCUGAGCUCUGAGGCUGCAGUGUUGGCACAAUAAAGAAACAUUGAGACGUGAGUCCGAAGUGGCUGUCCGCGUUCCACGGAGGUUGGGCACCGGGGUCGGGGGGAGCGGGUCCUGCCCAGGGCCGGGGAGGGUUGCUUCUGUCGCUCCGCCCCAUCACCGCCCCUCUCCUCCCUCCUUCUGCUUGGAUCUCUGGCAGUCAGAGCUGGAAGGAUCCAUCCAAUGCUAUUCCUUUCAACAACAUACAAAGUGCGCAGAUAAGGAAAACAGAAAAAAAGAAUGAGGAAUAUCUAUGACCGCAAAAUCAGCGAUCAUAGAUAUUUGAGAACUGGCAAAGUGCAAUAGACUUGCCAUUUCUAAAUAUUCAAAUUUUUCACGUGUCAAUGUUGUCUGUUGAGAAAAAUGUGCUCUGAAGGUCUAGGGAGGCAUUGUAUGUUGUUGAAAGCUGAAAGGAAACUUGUCCUUGGAUCACAGAAGGCACAGGCACUCCGGGAGAUAGAAACAAGGACAUGUGAAAAUAAGACACCACCUCUUAGAUUAGAAAAAACGAAGUGCCACAGUUCUAGGGCGCUGGGUGAAGUGCAGGAAGGAGGGGAAUCAUGUUGAUAUAGCUUAUGUUAUGGAACUCGGAGAGUAUGGUAACUCCCUUCACCUGGAUGCUGCUGGGGGUUUACAACAGCUAAUUUAUGGCUUUUCUUUUCUUCACUUGUCUACAGUUGGUCAAUUUGCGCAGAGCCCAUUCCACAGGGAUGUUUGAGAAAUACCAAGUGAAUGAAUGAAUGCGGCAGCAUUACUUUAUAUUGGAAAAAAAAGUUUUUAGACAUUUUACAGUUACUGCCUUAUGAUGGAUUAUUCUGUGGUUAGAAUCUAGGCCUAUCAGAGAUCUAGCUCCAUACUCUUACACCCUGAAGUAGUCAGCCAUUCCUGGAUAGGGAUUAACAGAGCUGUUUAGUAUCUACUAGCACUUGUUAAACACCUUGUUAUAUUUGGUGUGUAUUCUGGGGGAUGUUUUAGUCAUUUUCGGUUAAAAGGUGGAAACCAGUAAGCACUGUUUGAGUUAAUAGGUGUGAGAAGUCCUCUCUGGUUUAGUGAGAUGGGUGCUUCGGUAGCAAAAAUAUAUUUGAAAGGAUACAGUUCCUGAAAUCAGCAGUUUCCUAUCUGCUAGGAGACGUGUAUCAGGAAAUGUAGUGUGGGUUCCAUUAUUUCCACGCUAAAACUUGGAUGUGUUACCUUACCACUUUGGUCCCUUGUUUCAGGGAUGUUAGAACUUAGCUUAGCCCUCCCUCAGAAUCCUUUGGGACUUUGUGCUUCAUCUGUUUGGCCUGCCUUGAUUUUAUUUGGUCAUCCUUCUUGAUUCUUUCAUGCUAUUUGUUUACACUUAACUCUGGAAUAUUUUGGUGGAUGUUUUCAAUGUACUUUAGGUCUUUAAGUUGGUUUAUAAUGAAUUAUUGAUAAGGAUAGCAAGCUGUUGACAUUAUAUUUGUCUGUAAUAACAUUGGAAUAUUUCCAUUUCAGUUUGUUGGGCAGUUUGCCUGUGGAAAUAUAAGAUGUUAUAUUUAGUUCUACCAAAACCAGGAUCUCAAUAUUAUUCUUUUGGCAGCUUG